AUGAAACAGAUAAUCGAGGUGGGAGGCAUCCGUACGGAGGCAUUUGUGCUUCGUGCCGAAGAACCCGUGAGCGACAUCACGCUCGUCGUUGUUCCUGGCAAUCCUGGCGCAAUUGAAUUCUAUGUGGAGUUCAUCACGGAGCUCUUCCACCUUCUCGAGCAGAGAUACUCCAUUGUGGGCGGCCAUGCGCCCCAGCAGCUCAACGGCGAUGCCAUCUACACGCUGCAGGACCAAAUCCGGCACAAGAUCGAUUAUUUGGACAGCUUUGGCGGGAAGAGUCGAUUCGUGCUGAUGGGCCACUCGGUCGGAGCCUACAUCUCUCUUCAGGUGACCAAGCGACGCCCGGACUUCCCCAUUCUCAAGGUCAUCAACCUGUUCCCUACGGUGAGGGACCUCUACCAGGGUCUCCCGCCCCCGGUCAAGGUGAUCAUGCGGCCGGGCCUGCGGCAGCUCAUCGGCUGCAUCGUGCACUGCAUUCCCACCUUCGUCAAGCGCGCCAUCUUGUCCCUGGCCCGAUCGAACUUCGAUCAAUCCACGCGCGAACUCGUGACGGGAAUGCUCAAGUACUUUCUCUUCGUCAUCGUCAUCGUCAUCAACGUGCUGUACAUGGCCUAUCUGGAAGCCUACGAGAUCCUCGAUCUCGACGAAGACCUGCUGCGCCACGACGAGCACGAAGUGCGGCCCACGCUGCUCUUCCUCUACGGCCGCACCGAUCCCUACACUCCCAUGGAGUUCCACGACGCCAUGAAGAUGCUCAUGCCCGACGGGCAUGUGCAUCUGGCCGAGGAGGAGGUGCCGCACGCCUUUGUGUUGAAGCACUCGAGCCCGGUGGCCCGUCGGGUGGCCCACUUUCUGGAGGACAUAUUGGAACAUCAACAAGAAGUGGACGACGAAGAAGAAAACAAAGCGUAA
Messenger RNA from Acanthamoeba castellanii str. Neff, 912 nucleotides. RefSeq lists its product as uncharacterized. Gene Ontology annotation, molecular function: lipase activity. Gene Ontology annotation, cellular component: lipid droplet. Bases 1 to 912 code for a protein of 303 amino acids. The transcript has 8 exons. The record is from RefSeq and is a predicted model, not a curated record. Lineage: Eukaryota; Discosea; Longamoebia; Acanthamoebidae. Gene Ontology annotation, biological process: lipid storage.